AUGACCUAUUUCAUGUUUUUAUUAUUAAUAGCUUUGGUUGUGGGGUUAGUUGCUGUUGCUUCUAAUCCUACUCCUUAUUUUGCUGCUCUUGGUUUAGUGGUUGCAGCUGGGGUUGGAUGCGGGGUUUUGGUUGGUCAUGGGGGCUCUUUUUUAUCUUUAGUUCUCUUUUUAAUCUAUCUAGGGGGGAUGCUUGUAGUUUUUGCUUAUUCAGCGGCUUUGGCCGCCGAGCCUUAUCCUGAAGCCUGGGGUAGUCGUUCUGUUUUAGGUUAUGUGUUAGUAUAUCUUUUAGGGGUUGGUUUAGUGGCAGGGUUCUUUUGAGGGGGCUGGUAUGAAGGAUCGUGGGUGGUUGUCGAUGGACUAAAGGAGUUCUCCGUUUUACGUGGAGAUGUUAGUGGGGUGGCUGUGAUGUACUCAUCGGGUGGGGGAAUGUUGGUGAUUUGUGCUUGGGUGCUGCUUUUAACCCUGCUUGUUGUGUUAGAACUCACUCGUGGUUUAAGCCGUGGGGCCCUUCGUGCAGUUUAG
Carassius gibelio (silver crucian carp) is the source of this 522-nucleotide messenger RNA. NCBI's taxonomy places the organism in Eukaryota, Metazoa, Chordata, Actinopteri, Cypriniformes, Cyprinidae. The record is from the annotation of a RefSeq genome assembly.